This is a messenger RNA of Cornus florida, 1044 nucleotides long. RefSeq names its product protein LAZY 1-like. The transcript has 5 exons. Bases 1 to 1044 code for a protein of 347 amino acids. NCBI's taxonomy places the organism in Eukaryota, Viridiplantae, Streptophyta, Magnoliopsida, Cornales, Cornaceae. Gene Ontology annotation, biological process: regulation of auxin polar transport; gravitropism. The record is from RefSeq and is a predicted model, not a curated record.
AUGAAGUUACUGGGUUGGAUGCACCGUAGACUAAGGCGAAAUAGCAAUGAGCCUUUCAAGGAUUUCACAAUUGGGAAUUCGCUUGUUUGCCUCUCAGUUCAGCCAUCACUUAGCGACCAACAAUACUACUCCAAGCCAAGCUACAGCUAUGCAUACUUAGGGAAGCAACAAGGGGAAUGUCAAGAAUAUUCCAGUGAACUCAAAACCAAUAGGGUGGAAGAGUUCUUUGAAGAAGAAACAGCUAUUAUUAACUCCGAACUCUUCAAUGGCUUUCUUACAAUUGGAACUCUUGGUCAGGAACCUAUCAAUUCAGAGCCUCCAACACCAACAUUUCCCAUGCCCUUUGAGAGUGUAACAGGGAAAAAAACAGAGGUAACAGAAAAUGAAUUGAAGCUUAUCAAUGAUGAGCUAGAGAAGUUCCUGCAGGCUGAAGCUAAAGAGAUGUGCAAUGGAUCAUCAGAGAGAAGCAGUGUUAGCACUAUUACAUUAAGUGGCAAGCAAAUAGAAGGUGUGGACACAGAAGAGUAUGGAGAUAUGGUGCUUUGCCCACUCCAGGGAUACCUUUCUGGAUCUUCAAUUGAACUAUUUGAAACAAGUAUAGCUGUAAAUAGAGAAAAGAGACCACUGGAGCAGCCCUUUAAGAAGAGUAACAUAAGAUACAAGCAUCCCAUAGAGAAACAUGAGGAUGGGAAGAAACAAGCCCACAAAACAUAUGCCACGCAUUUCAUGAAGAAGAUGCUUAAAAAGCUCCAUUCCUCUUCAAAGAGCUCUAAAGGUUCUGCAGCUUCUGCUGGUGGUGAAGGUUCUGCUUCUGUUUCAACAAAGAGGAAACUCCCUAAGGUCCUAAGAAUGUUCUGCAAAAAAAUCCAUCCUGAAAGAUCAGCAUUUGAGAAAGAGUCCACUAAGUCACAUAAGCAUGUGAUAAACAAGACUUCCUAUGACGGUUGCUAUGACAAGGGAGAUCUGAUACUCCAGGACACAGACAACAGAAGAUUUGGUGUUAGAGCUGUAAAGGGAGAAGAAGCCGAAAGCAAUGGUGAUUAG